ACACCGGAAAUGAUUUGUAUGUAUAAUAUGUUUUGGUGCCAACACAUGCUCACUCUCUCGCCCCCUGCAGGACGGAAUGGAAAAUCUGCUCCAAGUGCUGGUCGGCCUGCUGUCCUCUGAUGACAGCAACAUGCUGACCUGUGCCACGGGCAUCCUGUCCAACCUCACCUGCAACAACACACGCAACAAAACACAGGUGACCCAGAGUAAUGGCGUGGAGGCUCUUAUUCACACCAUCCUGAGGGCCGGUUCAAAACAGGACGUGAUCGAGCCAGCUGUCUGUGCCCUGCGCCACCUCACCAGCCGGCACCCGGAGGCUGAGUCUGCACAGAAUGCCAUACGAAUGCAUUACGGCAUCCCCGCUAUUGUCAAAUUGCUCAAUCAGCCCUACUACUGGCCAGUCGUUAAGGCUGUGGUUGGUCUGAUCCGUAACCUGGCGCUGUGUCCAGCCAAUCAGGCUCCUUUGAGAGACGCUGAAGCCAUUCCCAAACUGGUCACUUUACUUUCGAAAGCUCAUCAGGAUGCACAGAAACACGGUUCAUCUGCUCAACAAACAUACCAGGAUGGGGUGAGAAUGGAGGAGAUUGUGGAGGGCAGCACUGGUGCUCUGCAUAUCAUGGCCAGAGAUCCUAUUAACAAAGCCACCAUUGCCAACAUGGGCACCAUUCCUCUGUUUGUUCAGCUGUUGUAUUCUCCAUUGGAUAACGUCAAGCGUGUGGCAGCUGGUGUUCUGUGUGAACUGGCUCUUGAUAAACAGUCGGCUGAGAUCAUUGAUUCGGAAGGAGCCAAUGCUCCUCUCAUGGAGCUCCUCCACUCCAGCAAUGAAGGGAUCGCUACCUAUGCUGCUGCUGUUCUCUUCCGAAUUUCUGAGGACAAAAACUCAGACUAUAAGAAACGAGUAUCAGUGGAGCUCACGCACUCACUCUUCAAACACGACCCUGCUUCUUGGGAGAUGAGUUUGCCAAUAUAA
Messenger RNA from Sinocyclocheilus grahami, 970 nucleotides. Its product is annotated as junction plakoglobin-like. NCBI's taxonomy places the organism in Eukaryota, Metazoa, Chordata, Actinopteri, Cypriniformes, Cyprinidae. Gene Ontology annotation, biological process: cell adhesion. The transcript has 6 exons. The record is from RefSeq and is a predicted model, not a curated record. Gene Ontology annotation, molecular function: cadherin binding. The coding region runs from base 77 to 970 and encodes 297 amino acids.